This is a messenger RNA of Vanrija pseudolonga, 1386 nucleotides long. RefSeq names its product Iron transporter FTH1 (gene FTH1). Lineage: Eukaryota; Fungi; Basidiomycota; Tremellomycetes; Trichosporonales; Trichosporonaceae. The transcript is spliced from 4 exons. Gene Ontology annotation, cellular component: plasma membrane; high-affinity iron permease complex. Gene Ontology annotation, molecular function: ferrous iron transmembrane transporter activity. The record is from RefSeq and is a predicted model, not a curated record. The coding region runs from base 1 to 1386 and encodes 461 amino acids. Gene Ontology annotation, biological process: iron ion transmembrane transport.
AUGGCGUUCACAGAUUACUUCUCGGUCGUCGCGACGUUCAUCGCGCUUCGCGAGACGCUCGAAGCCGGCAUCAUCAUCGCCGUGCUCCUAGGCUUCAUCGAGCAGCUGAUCCCCCACCGGCCCAGCGAGCUGGCGAGCGGGAGCCGCACGCUCCUCGUCCCGCCUGCUGCUGCGGGGGACGACGAACCCGCCGCCUACUCCACCUUUGACCGCGCCCGGCGCGACUCGGAGCGCGCGCCGCGGAUCCCGCCCGAGCUCCUCUCGCCCACGCUCUCGGCGCGCACGUUCGAGUCGGACCGCCUGAGCAUCAGCGACGACGGCAACGACGACGACGAACACCACCCCGCGCAUGCGCACCGCUUCGACCGGGCAAAGCUCGUGCGCACCCUCACCCUCCAGGUGUGGAGCGGCGCGCUGCUCGGCCUCGCGGCCGCGUCGGUGCUGGGUGGUAUCUUCCUCUAUGUGUUCUACACCUUCGCCCACGACCUGUGGCAGGACGCCGAGAACCUGUGGGAGGGCAUCUUCUGCGGCAUCGCGGCGCUCAUCAUCCUCGUCAUGGGCAUUGCGUUCCUCCGCCUCCCGCACGCGCGCACAAAGUGGCGUCUCAAGCUGCUCGCCGCGGUGGAGAACGAGGCCGGCGUAGGCGACCACCACCACAGCGCCAAGCACCACCGGCGGCGUAUCCGCGCGCGCGCGGCGCGCGGCUGGAUCCUCUUCGGCCUGCCCUUCAUCACUGUCCUGCGUGAGGGGCUGGAGGGCGUCGUCUUCCUCGGCGGUAUCGGCGUCACGGACAAGCCCAAGGCCAUCUUCUUCGGCGCGCUGGCUGGCUUCGCGAUCGGCGGCGCGCUCGCAUACACGCUCUUCUCGAAGAGCGAGGGCAUGACGCUGCAGCGCUUCACGACCGUGUCGACGCUCAUCCUGUUCAUCGUCGGUGCUGGCCUCGCGUCGCGCUCGGCGUACUCGCUCGAACGGCAGUACUUUAUCAACGGUGUCGGCGCCGACGCGGCAGAGAGCGGCGACGGCCCAGGCUCGUACCGCGUCGCAGGCAACAUCUGGAAGCUGACCUGGGGCAACCCCGAGGUCGGGCACGAGGGCUACUCUGGCUGGUGGCAGCUCGCGCAGAGCCUGUGCGGGUGGAACAACAUCGGCACCGUGUGGACCGUCGGCACAUACCAGGUCUACUGGAUCAUCAUUAUCGCGACGCUCGUGCGGCUCAAGUGGAAGGAGGGCCGCACCGACCUCUUCGGACACAAGUCCAAGCGCGGCUGGGAGCUCCACAAGCGCCGCCGCGUCGCUGCCCGCCAGGAGGGCGAGGAGGAGGGCCUGCUUGCCCCCGCUGACGACGAGCCUGUGGCCUCGGGCUCGGGCUCGCGUACCGACCAGUAG